Sabethes cyaneus is the source of this 2591-nucleotide messenger RNA. Its product is annotated as zinc finger protein 354A-like. The record is from RefSeq and is a predicted model, not a curated record. Gene Ontology annotation, cellular component: nucleus. Bases 49 to 2472 code for a protein of 807 amino acids. Gene Ontology annotation, biological process: regulation of transcription by RNA polymerase II. Gene Ontology annotation, molecular function: RNA polymerase II cis-regulatory region sequence-specific DNA binding; zinc ion binding; DNA-binding transcription factor activity. The transcript has 5 exons. Lineage: Eukaryota; Metazoa; Arthropoda; Insecta; Diptera; Culicidae.
AAAAAUCAAUAUUUAAAAGAAGCGGUCACCCGCAAACUUUGCCCGAGCAUGUCCUGCUGUAUUCGUGGCUGCUGGUCGCGCUACGGAAAGGACAAGGUGUCCUUCCAUCGGAUUCCCCAAAACAAUGAAGAACGUCGGAAGCGCUGGAUCGACAUCGUCAACCGCGGGGACCAGAUUAAUUACAAUUCGGCCAUGAUCUGCAGCCGGCACUUCGUGGGUGGUUGGCCGGCAAAGGUGCACGAUAAGGCUGCGAUCAACUGGGUUCCGACACUGUUUCUCGGUGGCUCGGACGACUCGAAAACUGCGGGCAGUACGGAAGCGGCAGCGAACGCACCCAUUCAAGAAAUCGACGGUGACUCUGCCGACAUCCACUGCUUGGUGCGAGGUUGCGGGAUGUCUAAGGACGAGAAUCCUUCGCUGCUAUUCUUCCCGAUUUCCCGGGACCAGGAAGAGCGCGCCAAAUGGUUGCGACAAAUCGGAAUACACAACGAUCCUUCCCUAAUGAAGACCGACAAAGUGUUGGCCGUGUGCGAGUUGCACUUCGAACUAUCCAAGGAUCUUCUCAAUUAUGACGAUGUCAUUUCAUUUGGCCGAACAGCGGUUUUGAAAGAACAAGUUAAACCAACACGCAACAUUCCCCUUUUGGUUGAACCCAAAACUGAAAUCCAAGAAAAUGACCACACAGAACCAGUGGACAAUCACUCAAUCAACACAGACGUUUCCUUUCUGCUACAAGAAAUGAACAGAAACAAAGAGGAAAAUAACUCCGACCUGCUCGACCAAUAUCCCCAGCACCUUCAAACGAACCCAAUAUUGGAAGAAUACGUUCAAGUCUGUCGAUCUUGCCUGAGUACGAAUAUUACGAAUUUGGUGUCAGCUUUUGAGGAUAACCUAAAUGAAAUAUUCUACCAAUUCACCUCGUUAACCAUCGACGAAAGUGCCGGAAUAUCAACGAUGAUCUGCUUGGACUGCAAACAGCGGCUUUUAGAGAUGCACUUUUUCCGCGAUAAUUGUAUAACCAGUACGCAGAUUUUAUUUCAUCGACAGCAGAAAGCCUACGGUAGCAGCACUGCCCAGCAGGCUGCAAUCGAAGAUGAUGAAGACGAUCUUCUAGUUCCGAUGCAUGAAAGUCACCAUAGUACAGACUAUACCGCAAACGGAAGCUCAUUUAAUGAGUCGUUACAAGCCGAUGAUCCAGAAGACCUACUAAUGCCACAGAAGGAAGAACUCACUACCGUCAACACUCCUACAACCAAUCGGAAUAAUACUCGACCAAAAGUAACUCCACCAAAAGCCCCAAAAGCUCCGCAACAACCUGUAAAAUCUAUGAAAAAGCGCUUCAAGUGCAAAAUAUGCCACAAGGAGUAUAACUCGAAGGGAGGAAUUGAGAUGCACAUGUCAUCUCACGAAGGCGACAAUCCGACUGAGUUCACGAUUGAAUGUGCACGAUGCCAUGUGCUGCGUCGACCUGGUGAUAAGCACAGCUGUCUGGUGGAAACGAUGUACUGUCACGUUUGCGGGGACAAAUUCCGCAGCUGGUCCUAUUUGAAGAUUCAUCUGGCUAAAACGCACCGAAUAAAAACGAAACGGCGCGAGCUGUUGCAGAAGCUGGCGGACGAUAAACAUGUCGGGGUCACCUCCAGAUUACUUAAGGCUCCUCCAAUCCGCACCGUUGUCGUACCGCAACCGCAAACAGUGCCCGACCCGGAUCCGGCGGAAGUAUCCAGCGAAAGUCAGGAAAGUACAAUCACUCCUACAAACAAAAUGCAGAGGUGUUCGUUCUGUUCGGCAAGGUUCAAGCAUUCCGCGAGCCUGGAGGUUCAUAUGCGGUCGCAUUCUGCCGUCCACCAAACGCAAUGCCACGAAUGCGGUGAAAAUUUUGCAACUUAUCGCAAGCUGGAAAAGCACUUCGAUAAGCAUCCAAACGAAAUACUGGGAGCUAUGUACAAAUGCGCUAUGUGUGGCAACAUCUACAGUCGAAGACAAACGCUACUGAUGCAUCGCCAGUACGUUCAUCAGGACCGGGAAGUGGUUCAGUGCGGAGGAUGCUCGAAACUGUACGCACACACGAGACAACUGGCGGACCACAAAUGUUUCCCUAAACGGCAAGAACCAACACCUGCUCCAGCUGUAGCUACCACCAGUACCAGUGAAAGUGCUAUCAAUGGUGAUUUUGUUAUCGUUCGUCCAGAAUCAAUUCUCAAGGGAGCGUAUACCGAUGUUAUCGAUGCAGACGAAGAUAGUUCCCCGCCCGUCGCCAUGCAGGAGGGUAACGCGGAUCCACUGCUUGGUUUGGGGAACGAAGAAGUAAUCGACUUAGGAUCGGACGAUGAAUCUAUCCCGGAGCCGGCUUCCUACAACUGUACCGUCUGCGAUAAAACGUUUGACAAAUCGGAUGUUCUUGACCGACACAUGAAACUACACCGUAUGAUGAAUGCUGCCAAGGCCAAUGAGAUUGGCCACAGAAAGUAGAGCGAACUAUAUAAUAGGGGGGCCAUGCUAAUUUCUGGGUGGUCUAACAUGAAGGAUAACUUUACUUUUGUCUGACAUAUUUAAGUUCCAAUCAUCGGUAUCGUUGCCUUUUAAAUUGU